AUGGGUAAACGCAAGAAGUCCUCUCGGAAGCCGCAAGGACCGAAAAAGAAAGAGCCUCUUCCGACGAAUUUCCCAUGCCUUUUCUGCAACCACGAGAAAUCUGUCUCCGUCAAGCUAGAGAAGAAAGCCGGCAUCGGCGAACUCUCUUGCAAAGUCUGCGGUCAGCAGUUCCAAACUGGAAUAAAUUACCUCUCUGCGGGGGUUGACGUGUAUUCUGACUGGAUAGAUGCUUGCGAUACGGUAGCCAAAGAAGCAGCCGAUGCCCCAGCCGUUGAUGACGGUUUCAAUUCCUAUCAAGACUUAGCAGCAGGCAACGAGCGAAGAAAUUCAGAAAUGAACGUCGACAGGCAUUUGGUCGCAGCAGUUGGAGGUAGUGAAUAUGGUGGAGAUUUUAUUGAUGAUGACUAG
Messenger RNA from Letharia columbiana, 408 nucleotides. RefSeq lists its product as uncharacterized. Gene Ontology annotation, biological process: transcription elongation by RNA polymerase II. Gene Ontology annotation, molecular function: RNA polymerase II complex binding. Lineage: Eukaryota; Fungi; Ascomycota; Lecanoromycetes; Lecanorales; Parmeliaceae. The transcript is spliced from 4 exons. The record is from RefSeq and is a predicted model, not a curated record. Bases 1 to 408 code for a protein of 135 amino acids. Gene Ontology annotation, cellular component: transcription elongation factor complex.